AUGGCGGGACUGCAGAAGAUGGGCUUGCCAAAUCCCAGCUUUGGCUUGAGAGGACAAGGCUUCCUGAAUUUAAGAGCAGAUGAGUGCUGUACCCUUGAGAACUCACGAAGGAAACAACACUUAAAAGCUGUGGCUGCACGGCCCAAAACAAUUGCAAAGGCCAAGGAUUUCUAUAAAACCAGGCUGACCAGCGCACAUUCAAUCCCUCAGCGUGGGGAACCAUCGCGUAGCUGUAUGAAAUUCCAAAUCCAAUUCCGAAUGCUGGAAGUCCAAAAGCAUUCUGUGCACACGCUUGUGUUCAGAUCUUUGAAGAGAACCCAUGAUAUGUUUGUAGCUGAUAAUGCCAAACCUAUCCCUUUAGAUGAAGAAAGUCACAAAGUAAAGAUGGCAGUCAAGCUGCGUACAGAGUACGGCUCAGUGUUACACAUGCCUACUCUUAAAGAAAACUUGAGAGAGAAAGGAGGCCCAAACACCGGGGAUCCUUAUGGACACAAACAGUAUUCUGGAAAUCAAGGACAAGAACUUGAGUAUUUGAUAACUGGUACACAUCCGUACCCACCUGGUCCUGGUGUGGCUCUGACAGCAGAUACUAAGGUCCAGAGGAUGCCUAGUGAAUCUGCAGCACAGUCCUUAGCCGUAGCACUUCCUGCUUCCCAGUCCAGGAUGGAUGCAAAUCGGACAGCUGCUGGCGUGGGUGAUAUUUACAGGCAUGCCGGAAUAUCUGAGCGUUCGCAGCCUCCUGGGAUGUCCGUGGCUAUGGUGGAAGGUGGUGGAAACAAAAAUUCUGCGCUAAUGGCAAAGAAGGCUCCAACCAUGCCCAAACCUCAGUGGCAUCCACCUUGGAAACUGUACAGAGUUAUCAGUGGUCACCUGGGGUGGGUGAGAUGUAUUGCAGUAGAACCAGGAAAUCAGUGGUUUGUUACUGGCUCUGCUGACAGAACUAUAAAGAUUUGGGACCUUGCUAGUGGCAAAUUGAAAUUGUCUUUGACGGGACACAUCAGUACUGUACGAGGGGUGAUAGUAAGCGCAAGAAGUCCAUACCUCUUUUCUUGUGGAGAAGACAAACAAGUGAAAUGCUGGGAUCUUGAAUACAAUAAGGUUAUCAGACAUUACCAUGGUCAUCUAAGCGCUGUCUAUGGUUUAGACUUGCAUCCAACGAUAGAUGUACUGGUAACAUGUAGCAGAGAUUCAACAGCACGAAUUUGGGAUGUGAGGACAAAAGCCAGUGUGCACACGCUAUCAGGACACACAAAUGCGGUAGCGACAGUGAAGUGCCAAGCUGCAGAACCACAAAUUAUUACAGGCAGUCAUGAUACUACCAUACGGCUCUGGGAUUUAGUGGCAGGAAAAACUCGUGUUACUUUAACAAAUCACAAGAAAUCUGUAAGAGCAGUAGUGCUACAUCCAAGACAUUACACAUUUGCAUCUGGUUCUCCAGAUAAUAUUAAACAGUGGAAAUUCCCAGAUGGAAACUUCAUUCAGAACCUCUCUGGUCACAAUGCUAUUAUCAACACACUGGCUGUAAAUUCCGAUGGAGUUCUGGUCUCUGGAGCUGAUAAUGGUACUAUGCAUCUUUGGGACUGGAGAACCGGAUACAAUUUCCAGAGAGUACAUGCAGCUGUACAGCCAGGCUCCUUGGACAGUGAAUCAGGAAUAUUUGCUUGUGUUUUUGACCAGUCAGAAAGCAGAUUGCUAACUGCUGAAGCUGAUAAAACCAUAAAAGUGUACAAAGAAGAUGAUACUGCGACUGAAGAAACUCAUCCUGUCAGCUGGAAACCAGAAAUUAUCAAGAGAAAGCGAUUUUAGUGUGGCAACAUAUUACGCUGUAAUUUUGUUUUGGCUUUUCUGAGAGCAUUCAUGUUUUGUUCUGCCUAGAACAGCAGAGCAGGAAGUCAGCUAAGUCACUGCUAUUUCAACAUGUUUUAUAAUAAACUUUAUUUCUCUUUCCUUUUGUCUGUUUUUGGUGUGAUCCCAGCAAACCAGUUGCAGCUCUUAACUUUCUCUUUGUGGAGCAUGUGUAGUUCAUGAAAAGGAUAGCUGUGCAGGUGGUUACUUUUUUUCUAUGAAUCUGUUGAGUGUAAGUCUAAAAAUACUUUUGACCCGGGUUUUCUGAAACACCCUUGCUUGACUCCAAAAGUAAAUUGCAAAUUUAUGCAUAGAAGCCAUCUAC
Molecule: messenger RNA, 2170 nt
Organism: Nipponia nippon (crested ibis)
Lineage: Eukaryota; Metazoa; Chordata; Aves; Pelecaniformes; Threskiornithidae
Source: RefSeq, a predicted model, not a curated record